AUGUCUGCGACUCUCGCCGCCACCAGCUGCGCGUCUGUCGCGCACGUUUCGCAAGUCCCCUCUGCGCGCGCCUCGCGCACCGUGUCGCUGGGGUCCUUCUCGGGGCUCAAGCGCGUGUCGCCCGCCGCUCACUCCCCGCUUCAAGCACUGCGCGCCAAGCACCAUGCGCCGGCGGCGGCGGCUCCGCGCAAGACCAUCCGCGCGUCCACCGGGGCAGCGGCGGCUGGCACCGGCGGGGCGGGCGCAGUGACGGCGCGCAAGGUGCUGAUGAUGGGCGGCACUCGGUUCAUCGGCGUGUACCUCGCGCGCAUGCUCGUCAAGGCCGGCCACGAGGUGACGCUGUUCACGCGCGGCAAGUCGCCGGUGACGCAGCAGCUGCCCGGCGAGAGCGACGCGGACUACAGCGAGUACUGCGCGCGCGUGCGCCACCUGGCGGGCGACCGCCGCGACCUCGACGCGCUCAGGGCUGCGCUGCAGGGCGCGGACUUCGACGCCGUGUACGACAUCAACGGGCGCGAGGCGUUCGAGGUGGAGCCCAUCCUGGCCGCGCUGCCCAACCUCAAACAGUACCCCCGCACGCCCUCUGCCCGCACGCCCUCUGCCCGCACGCCCUCUGCCCACGCUGCCACUCUUGGCCUUGGCACCCCACCUUUCCCCCCCGUCACUGUUGUCUCUGCCGCUAUCCCACCUCCCCCUUCCCCCCCCAUUUACUGGUACAUAUUCUGUUCGUCCGCGGGCGUCUAUCUCAAGUCCGACGAGCUGCCACACCGCGAGGUCAGCACCGCUGCACGCCCUCCCUCACCUCCUCACCUCCCUGCCCCCAUGCGGUGCACAUCGUCCUUUCGCCCCGCUGCAUCUCCCUGCCUCCACACGCUCUCACCCACUCCCACCUGCCUCUUCUCCCUCCCUCGCCCCCUCUCCUUGCUCCGCACUCACCUGCCCUCCCUGUUAUCCCCCUCACUUACAACCCUCUCCCAUACCCCUCUCCCCAUGCCAACCAACAUCUUUCCCCUGCUUUUCACCCUCUCCCCGCCCCUGCUCCCCAUUCCCCCGCAUUGUUCCAUCUACCCCUUCCCCCUCUGCUUGGCGCAGGAGGGCGCGGUGGAGAGGCACUGCGGCAGGCUGGAGAGGCGGGCAGUGGUGCACUGUAGGCACGAGGACGCGGUGGACCCCAAGUCACGGCACAAGGGCAAGCUGGAGAGCGAGGCGGUGCUGGCGGGCAGCGGCGUGGCGUGGACGUCCAUCCGCCCCGUGUACAUCUACGGCCCGCUCAACUACAACCCCGUCGAAGAGUGGUUCUUCCACCGCCUCCACGCCGGUCGCCCCAUUCCCGUGCCCGGAUCCGGCAUGCAGAUCACGCAGCUCGGCCACGUCAAGGACCUAGCGCGGGCGUUUCACCUGGCGUUGGGGAACGAGGCGGCGUACGGGCAGGUGCUGAACGUGAGUGGGGCGCGCUACGUGACGUUUGACCGCAUCGCCACGGCGUGUGCGGAGGCCAUGGGCGCACCCAAGCCGCUGCUCGUGCACUACAACCCCAAAGACUUCGACUUCGGCAAGAGCAAGGCCUUCCCCCUCCGCAACCAGCACUUUUUCACGGCGAUAGAGAAGGCGGAGCAGGUGCUGGGGUGGAAGCCCGAGUAUGGGCUCGUGGACGGGCUCCGUGACUCCUACCACCUCGACUUCUCCCGCGGCGUGCACCGCGCUGCACCCAACUUCACCACUGACGACAUGAUCCUGGAGAAGCUGGGAGUGUCCGUCACUGCCACCGCAUGA
This is a messenger RNA of Closterium sp. NIES-65, 1773 nucleotides long. NCBI's taxonomy places the organism in Eukaryota, Viridiplantae, Streptophyta, Zygnematophyceae, Desmidiales, Closteriaceae. The record is from the annotation of a GenBank genome assembly.